AUGUCAACCUUCCAGGAUUGUACAAUUGAAGAAAUAUGUGAUGAAUUACCUUCUCAACAACCUCGAUUUAUACUUAUUAGUUUUGAAUAUAACCAUACAGAUGGACGUGUUUCUCUUCCAUUGUGCUUUGUUUUUUAUACUCCAGAUGAUUUGCAAAUGCUCUAUGCUGGCAGUAGAAAUCAUUUUGUAAGUGAAUGUGAGCUUACAAAGAACUUCGAAAUUCGUGAUGCCGAAGAAUUAACUCAAGAGCUGCUUAACUCAAAAAUGGCAUAG
Dracunculus medinensis (Guinea worm) is the source of this 273-nucleotide messenger RNA. Lineage: Eukaryota; Metazoa; Nematoda; Chromadorea; Rhabditida; Dracunculidae. The record is from the annotation of a GenBank genome assembly.